AUGUCCUCUCAGAAGAUCGCCAUCGUCUCGGUCUAUGACAAGACCGGCCUGCUGGACCUGGCCAAGGGUCUCGUCCAGCAGAAUGUUCGCAUCCUUGCCUCGGGUGGCACUUCCAAGAUGAUCCGGGAGUCAGGCUUCCCUGUCGAGGACGUCUCUGCCAUCACCAAGGCCCCCGAGAUGCUGGCUGGCCGUGUCAAGACCCUCCACCCCGCCGUCCAUGCCGGCAUCUUGGCCCGAGACCUUGCCUCCGAUGAGAAGGACCUCGCCGAGCAGAACAUCAACAAGGUUGACUAUGUCAUCUGCAACCUCUACCCCUUCAAGGACACCGUCGCCAAGGUCAAUGUCAGCAUCCCCGAGGCCGUUGAGGAGAUUGACAUUGGUGGUGUCACCCUCAUUCGUGCUGCCGCCAAGAACCACAAGCGUGUCACCAUCCUCAGCGACCCCCAGGACUACGCCGGUUUCCUCAAGGAGCUCGAGAAGGGCGAGAUUACUGAGGCCAGCCGAAACAAGUACGCCCUCAAGGCCUUCGAGCACACUGCCGACUACGAUGCCGCCAUCUCCCAGUUCUUCCGCAAGGAGUACGCCGGCAACGGCCAGCAGCACCUGGCUCUCCGAUACGGUGCCAACCCCCACCAGAAGCCCGCCGCCGCCUAUGUCACCGAGGGUAACCUGCCCUUCAAGGUCCUCGGCGGUGCUCCCGGCUACAUCAACCUCCUCGACGCCCUCAACGCCUGGCCUCUGGUUAAGGAGCUCAAGCAGGCCCUCGGCAAGCCCGCUGCCGCCAGCUUCAAGCACGUCUCUCCUGCUGGUGCCGCCAUUGGCCUUCCCCUCACUGAGGAUGAGAAGAAGGUCUACUUUGUCCACGACAUUGAGGGCAUUGACCAGUCUCCCCUCGCUCAGGCUUAUGCUCGUGCCCGAGGCGCCGACCGUAUGAGCAGCUUUGGUGACAUGAUUGCUCUCAGUGACGUUGUUGACGUCCCCACCGCCAAGAUCAUCUCCAAGGAGGUCUCUGACGGUGUCAUUGCCCCCGGCUACGAGGCCGAGGCCCUUGAGAUCCUCAAGAAGAAGAAGGGCGGCCGUUACUUGGUCCUCGAGAUUGAUGCCGACUACCACCCCGGUUCCAUUGAGACCCGCAGCGUCUACGGCAUCAACCUCCAGCAGGCCCGCAACGAUGUCCAGAUCUCUCCCAAGCACUUCAGCACCAUCAUCACCCCCAAGGACACCGGCUCCCUCCCCGCUGAUGCUGCUCGCGACCUUACCAUCGCCACCAUCACCCUCAAGUACACCCAGAGCAACUCUGUCUGCUACGCCGUCAACGGCCAGGUCGUUGGUCUCGGUGCCGGCCAGCAGUCCCGUAUCCACUGCACCCGUCUUGCCGGAGACAAGGCCGACAACUGGUGGAUGCGCUUCCACUCCCGUGUCCUCGGCAUCAAGUGGAAGAAGGGCACUAAGCGCCCUGACAAGAGCAACGCCAUUGACCUGCUUGUCAGCGGCCAGCUCCCCAAGGACGGCCCUGAGCGCGAGGCCUUUGAGGCUGUCUUCGAGGAGGUUCCCGCCGCCUUCACUGCCGAGGAGCGUGAGGCUUGGAUGAAGCAGCUCUCCAAGGUCUGCGUCUCUAGCGACGCUUUCUUCCCCUUCAUCGACAACGUCUUCCGCGUUGCUCGCUCAGGCGUUAACUACAUUGCCGCCCCUGGUGGCAGCCAGAACGACAGCGCCGUCUUCGAGACGGCCGAGAAGCUCGGCAUCACCUUUGUGGAGCAGAACAUCCGUCUCUUCCACCACUAA
Molecule: messenger RNA, 1785 nt
Organism: Fusarium keratoplasticum
Lineage: Eukaryota; Fungi; Ascomycota; Sordariomycetes; Hypocreales; Nectriaceae
Exons: 3
Coding region: 1-1785 (594 amino acids)
Biological process (GO): 'de novo' IMP biosynthetic process
Cellular component (GO): cytosol
Molecular function (GO): IMP cyclohydrolase activity; phosphoribosylaminoimidazolecarboxamide formyltransferase activity
Source: RefSeq, a predicted model, not a curated record